Molecule: messenger RNA, 2497 nt
Organism: Pelobates fuscus (common spadefoot toad)
Lineage: Eukaryota; Metazoa; Chordata; Amphibia; Anura; Pelobatidae
Gene: CHAC1
Product: ChaC glutathione specific gamma-glutamylcyclotransferase 1
Exons: 3
Coding region: 65-697 (210 amino acids)
Biological process (GO): glutathione catabolic process
Cellular component (GO): cytoplasm
Molecular function (GO): glutathione specific gamma-glutamylcyclotransferase activity; gamma-glutamylcyclotransferase activity
Source: RefSeq, a predicted model, not a curated record
CUGCUGUCUCUUGCAUCAGUACCACUGUACACCCGACUCACUACCUCAAACACCGUUAGCAUUAAUGCCCAGCAACUUCACCACUGCCAUGGAGGAGCCCAUCUCCCCCAAUACAUCCCUCUGGAUCUUCGGAUAUGGCUCCUUGGUCUGGAAACCAGACUUUGAAUUCACCUCCAGUAAAGUGGGUUUUAUCCCUGGGUACAGCCGCAAGUUCUGGCAGGGAGACUCCUUUCACAGAGGCAGCCCACAAAUGCCUGGCCGAGUAGUCACCUUACAAGAAGACUAUGAGGAAUGCACAUGGGGUGUGGCUUAUGAAGUGCGUGGUGAUCAAAUUGAGUCAAGCCUGCAGUACUUGAAUGUGCGAGAGUCAGUUCUUGGUGGCUACAUCACCAAAUUGGUCAAAUUCUACCCUCAAGAUGAAGGAGAAGAAGCAGCAGUGCUGGCAUUGGUAUACAUUGCCACUCCAAAAAACCCAAGCUACCUAGGGCCUGCUUCCGAAGACGACAUUGCAGCUCAAAUAAUAGUAUCAAGUGGGCGAGCUGGACACAACAUUGAGUAUCUGCUUCGCCUGGCAGACUUUAUGCAUAACUACUGUCCAGAUGCAGAAGAUAAACAUCUGUUCUCUAUAGAAGAAGCUUUGGUGGCCAUCCUUCCAUGCUUCUAUAGCAACGAUGACCCACUGGCUGUCCUCUGCUAAAAAAAACAAAAACUUGUCAAAUUCAGUAGACUGUUCUCUUCGGAAAUCCCAAACCACCAAGCCACAUCUCGAUCACGUGAUAACCACAUUCGUUUUCAACCUAGAUGUUGUCCACAUUACUGUCCAAACUGCACUGAACACUGGAAGACAGCUACAGUCAUCCAGUAGAAAAGAUCAAACUACAAAGUUUAUGUCUGUUACUAUGGUAUCAGUAAUGUGAGAAUGGAAGCACCAUAUCCCAAUCUCUGAUCUGUUGGUUGGUCUCGAAAGUCCCAUAAGCAACGAUUAUGUUUACUAGUGUACGCGAAUAUAUAAUGCCUCUUGUUGAUUUCUUUUCUGAAAGGGCAACCAGUAUUUUUCUUCUUUUUUUUUUUUUUAUUUUUUUUUCCCCUUAUUAUAUGUAUCUCCCAGUUUAGCAGGCCCAUAUCUGGGAGUCAUACAUCAUAAAUCUACCUCUGGGCUUAAGAGCAUUUUGUUUUUGUGACACGUACAUUCUGAAUUUUAACGGUCCUCAUCACUUGCUAAACAAAGCCAAUUUACAGCUCUUGGUGAAUUAUUCCUGUUUUGACCUUCCCAGCCACUGGUUGGCAAUUUGGGCAGCGCUAGUCUUCAAAUGCUACUGCAAGGGCAGAUUUUAAGGAUAAUCAAAAACUUAAAAUUUGAACCACCAGUGGCAUUUAAGGAACUGGGCUACCUAUUACUGCACUACAUUGAAGGCCAUAAUUAAGUUUUUCGCUAUUUGCGGCACUUCUGUUUUUCCAUGAAGUCCUUUUAAUAUGAUUUGCAGCAACAGCCUGUACGUUUCCUAAUUUUGUUGAGAAAAGAUUUGUGGGUAAAGAAGGUUUAAGUGACAAAAUGGCCCACUGUUGCCUUAAAAGGUCAACAAAAUGUUCUAAUAAGAUUUUAGCAGAUCUGAACUUUUGUGUACAUGACUGAAUGUGACCCAUAAACAAAACUAGCCAUUCUAUGAAGUCUGAUAAGUUGUACAUAUUUGAAUAGAAAUGUUUUUAUUGUUUUGUACAGUUGCCAUAAAAAUCUAAAUUGUCUGUUCAAAGAUAAUUCAGUAAUGUUUGAAUUGGGUUUUGCUGCUACUUGACAGGACUCUCGGCGUAUUAAGAAAUCCUGUCUCAAAUGGUUAAUCUGAAUUAUUUGUCAAAGGGAGAAUGUGCAAUAUAGAGUGGAACAAUUGGAUGCAAAUUCAUUUUUUUUUUUUUUUUCUCCAGAAUUAUGCCAAGGACACUGGUCACAGUAUGCAUUUGCAGUAAGAUUUAAAAUAAUUAAUACAAAUUGUAUUAUUAGUUUGGCAAUGUCACAUUGAAAAAAAGUGCCCCUUUCUUUCUUUUUUAUUUUUUUUUUUUCAAAAUAAAACUUCCUAAGCAGUAUGUGGGCUUCAAUCUAACAUUCCAUACCUACAUUUCUCUGCUGUGGCAUAUCCUAUGCAAAGAAUGGUCUAAAGGUAGUUCACAAGUUGCUGUAGAACGAAUCACUUAGUGUUGGCAAAGCAUUAUGGGAGAUGUAGUUCUGUGACAGCUGAAGCUCUUCCUUUUGACCACAACUUUCCCAUGCAUUACAGAGUAUUCCUUAAUACUGUAAAAUACUUCUGCUUCUAAUUCGUCCAUUUUUUUCCAUAUGUAUCUGCAGUCUGUAGGUGGGUUGGUACCCUUGGCAUUCAUUGGCUCCAUUUUGGAUUUAAUCCGUUGCUCCACUUGAAAGGGGCAUAGCCUGCUCCUUAAUAUGUAUUUUACUGUAUAUUAUAUUUCUUUUUUUUAUACAUCUGUUCAGUAAUAAACUGAUAUCAUA